CCCCCCCCCCCACCUUCCUUUUUAGCUUUUCCAUGUUACAAAAAGAAGUGCUUUUUUCCUUUUUCCUGACUACCAUCCUGCUCCAGUCUUUUGUCCCUUUCUAUCUUUCUUGCAUUUUUUCUGGUAAAAAGCAAACUGACGUACUAACCCAUUUUCCUAUCCACAUUUCAAUUUUCAAAAUUUGAGUCUUUCUGGAGAAAUAUCUCAAAUCUUAGAGUUUUUCCAGUGUUAGUUUUGUAUGACAUUUGAAAUCAAGAAAGGAGAUGAAGAUUUUGAUUUUGCUUAUUCCUAUUUGGGUUUUUGCAACUCCUUUGUUGUGUGCUCCAGUGGAUGUAACUCCACAGUCUCCUAGUGCAGACCCAGUUCUUCCUACUGAAAAAGGUCCCGUUUUUCAAAUUUCUUCUGAUAAGGACGCUCCUCCUCCUGGAGUCGCAGGGUUGAAAGUGGUUCACCACCAGGAUCUGAAUAAGAAAAUUUUGAUUUCACUUAUUGUUGCUUCAACGCUCCUUGCUGGAAUUCUGCUGUUUUCAUCUUGCUUUUGGAUAUACAGACUGAAAACGCUGAAGAAAUCCGCUGAACAAGGCGAUCAAAAAGCAGAGCCUGUGAAGGGGCUUUCAUGGGGUCCUAUAAUGACCAAGUUCCCUUCUUUAAAAACUGUGGGUAAGAAAGGACUAGUUGCUGUCGUCGAAUACCAGUCAUUAGUAGCUGCAACUGACAAUUUCAAUGAAAAGAAUGCUAUUGGAGAAGGUAGAUUAGGAUGUGUGUAUAAAGCUCAAUUCCGCAACAACGUCCAAGCGGCUGUUAAAAGAACUCAUGGCAGGGAACAGGAUGCUGACAAAGAGUUUGAGAAUGAGGUCGACUUGUUGAGUAAAUUUCAGCAUCAAAAUAUUAUUUCGCUUCUUGGGUAUUGCAUUCAUGGUGAAGCACAAUUCCUGGUGUAUGAAAUGAUGCAGAAUGGAUCUUUGGAAUUCCAAUUGCAUGGACCUCCGCAUGGAUCAGCUUUGAGUUGGCAUCUUCGCAUGAAAAUUGCAUUGGAUGUGGCUAGGGGACUAGAAUACCUCCAUGAGCGCUGUAACCCCCCUGUAAUCCAUAGAGAUCUCAAAUCGUCUAAUGUUCUACUGGAUUCCAACUUCAAUGCAAAGCUUUCUGAUUUUGGCCUUGCUAUAGCUGGAUGGAACCUAAACAAGAGCAACAUAAAGCUUUCAGGAACUCUGGGUUAUGUGGCUCCAGAGUACCUCGUAGAUGGGAAAUUAACUGAUAAGAGUGACGUCUAUGCUUUUGGCAUUGUACUUCUUGAGCUUUUGCUGGGGAGAAGACCAGUGGAGAAACUAGAGGGAUCUCAAUGUCAAUCUAUAGUCACAUGGGCGAUGCCACAACUUACUGACAGGUCAAAGCUUCCAAAUAUUGUUGAUCCUGUCAUCAGAAACGGAAUGGACCUCAAGCACUUGUAUCAAGUUGCUGCUGUAGCCGUGCUAUGUGUACAACCAGAACCAAGUUACCGACCACUGAUAACAGACGUCUUGCACUCCUUCAUUCCCCUUGUGCCAAUUGACCUUGGUGGGUCCCUGAAAGUUACGGAUUCUGCACUAUCUAUUAGCGCAUAACAAGAUGAGUUGCUUCGUUCAAAUUUUACUUUGGGCACUGAAGCUGGGAUCAGGAUUAAUAAAUCAGCUAGCGGAGAUAAUGUAAUAAGUACUGAAACAAGAUCAUCAACAUCCAGCUUGGGAUCCUCAGAAACAAAUUUCUUGAAUAGAAGACAGAGAACUGUGGAUUCUAAUGACACUUCAACGGGAGUUUCACCCACAAGGCUUUCGUCUUUUGAUCAGUGGCAUCCCAGUUUAGAGAGCAUCUCUGAGGAAUGACAAGUUUUUGCAAAUGCCAAAAUUAUCAAGCAUGUUUUUUUAAAAAAAAAAAAAAAAAUUAUUUCAACUGUUUGUUGUUGUGUCUGUACAUGUGUGUCAGUUUGUAUGCACUUAAAUGCAAUUCUCGCAAAUAUAGAGGACCAAAUUCAUGUGUACUAAA
Lycium barbarum (goji berry) is the source of this 2022-nucleotide messenger RNA. RefSeq names its product probable receptor-like protein kinase At1g80640. The record is from RefSeq and is a predicted model, not a curated record. Gene Ontology annotation, biological process: protein phosphorylation. The coding region runs from base 264 to 1604 and encodes 446 amino acids. Gene Ontology annotation, molecular function: protein kinase activity; ATP binding. Lineage: Eukaryota; Viridiplantae; Streptophyta; Magnoliopsida; Solanales; Solanaceae. The transcript is spliced from 11 exons.